AUGUUUUCGCGACUUUUCGGCAAGAAACCUAAAGCCCCCGCGGAGGAGAAACAACACACUGAGACAGUUGCGAUGCACACUGUCGAGGUCAGAUGGGAUAACUGGUCUCCACCGGGAGAGAAAGAUGGCACGCACAGAUUCUCUGGCACCUACACAUCUAUAAUUCUAACCCAAAAGCAUCUUGCGAAUCAUGGCAUCCUUCCCCACAGCGGCAAAGACAUCACAAAAGCCGUGGCCGUCGAAGCACUCACCAAAGCCUUCAACGUUGACCCCAAAAUAGCGAACGUCUUCGCAGCAAGCGGCAUCUUCGCUAAUCCCAACCAUGAUGCACACUCAUUCGACCUAAACCAUGUCAGCAAGCACAAUUAUAUCGAGCACGAUGCUUCGCUAAGUCGUGAUGAUGCUGCCUUUGGCGGAGGCGAGAAGUUCCACCAAGAGUCGUUCGACAUGGUGCUCAAGACGUAUCGCGAAGCUCAUCCAGGAAAGACUGAUGAUGAAAUCAUGACGGACUGGAUGACUGCGGGACAUGCGAGGUGGGCGAGGGUUCUGGCGAGUAAGCAGAAGCAUGAUGAAGCGGAGAAGACGUGGAUUUAUGGGAUCAAAGAGGCGAUCAUGAGUUAUGGUGAGACGUCGCUGUAUCUCAAUCUGCUGGGAAAGGAUGGGGUCGCGCCGUUGAAGUGGGUGAAGAUUUUCUUCGAACAAGAACGUCUUCCGCAUGCUGAAGGAUGGAGGCCGCCGACGAAGUUCGAUCAGGCCGACCUCAACCACGGUUACUCGGAGAUGAUGAAAGGUGGUGAGCAUGGAGUUGAGGAAGCCAAGUUGGUCGGUAUAGGGACGCUGGUUGGUUUGAAGGCGGCCAUCAUGGGUCUAGGAGCGAGCUUCAUCAAGGCUCCAUCUGCACAUUAG
Didymosphaeria variabile is the source of this 906-nucleotide messenger RNA. RefSeq lists its product as uncharacterized. Gene Ontology annotation, molecular function: peroxidase activity. The transcript has 3 exons. The record is from RefSeq and is a predicted model, not a curated record. Bases 1 to 906 code for a protein of 301 amino acids. Lineage: Eukaryota; Fungi; Ascomycota; Dothideomycetes; Pleosporales; Didymosphaeriaceae.